AUGAAGAGAAGCAAUACAGUGUCCACAGACACUGGGAAUAAAUCACAUAAGAAAGCCAAACAAGGUAGUAAUGACAAAGAGAAUACAGUUGUGGGAAACACAACACAAAAAUCAUCUGUCACAGAUGUUUCACCUACACCAAGUAUCCAAAAUCCUUUUAGGGUGCCCUUACAGAAUGUAACCAAUCAAAGAGCAAGAGUUGUAAGAAAGGAAAUACUGGAUAACAAAAGAACAAUAGGCCUUACUACCUCAAAUAGAGUUACAAGGAUUUUCAAGCCAACAAAGCCACCACUUGUACCAACUUCGAGUAAAAGUCCCUAUAUUGAAACACAAAUUUCACCUAGCAGUGCAAAUUUCAGUGGUUCUGGAAACGUCUCACACCCUGCGAGUAAUGGCAUAGGUAGAACUGGGAACCAAGAAGGUAUUCAACGGAGUAGCAACAUUUCAGCCAGGAUACGAAAGACUCUUGGAUCACCUCCAUCGGUGAAUUCAAAGACCAGACAAACGAAAGGAAGACAAGGUUCAAAUAUGACAGGACAAUCAAAUCCGACUUUUCCAAAUACUGAAGAUAAUCAAAAUCGUAGACAGCAAACCAAUACAAAUGAAUUCGUACCUCCACCAAGGUUCAUUGUCGAGGACCAUCCUGAAGCUUACAAUAAUCGAUAUGAAAUGGACAGUGAGUCUGAAAGUGAACAUGAAGAUGACGAGAAUCAAACUUACACUAACUAUCAAGCUGGAGAGUCUUUGAUAAACCCAUCGCCACAACAUAUCCCACAAGAAACGAAUCACACAGUUACACCGCCUAUUAUCAUCGGGAUACAAGAAAACGGUUAUUACGACGAUGGAGAUCCGGUUUGGAAUUGUAAGUAUUGUCAAGCAUAUAUGUGGUUUGGUGAAAGAAUUGGAAAACGCCGUCGUAGUUCCAAUCCUGUCUUCACAAUGUGUUGUAAAAAUGGUAAAGUUGUGCUUCCUCGGCUCACGAAUCCCCCAAUGGAGUUAAUGUAUUUGUUAUGCAAAGGAGACGAGUUAAGCAAACAUUUUCGAGAGUUCAUACGAGCUUACAAUAUGAUGUUCUCUUUCACAUCUCUUGGGGGCAAGAUUGAUCAUUCUAUUAACAAUGGUCGUGGACCAUUUGUGUUCCGAAUGUCCGGUGAGAACUAUCAUCGUAUUGGUGAUAUAGUCCCCGGGCCUGGAGAAUCUCCAAAAUUUUCCCAGCUGUAUAUCAUUGAUACUUUGAAUGAGAUCAGAAAUAGACUUGACGCUUAUGCCGGGUCAGACAGAGCUGGUGCUAAGAAUUUAAGAGAAUCAGUUGUUCUUCUCCUGAAGAAUAUGUUAGAUCAGUGUAACCCUCAUGUUCAGGCUUUUAGGUCUGCAAGAGACAGAUUCGACGUGGAGGGAUCUACAGGUUAUAGGAUGAGGUUGAUUGAGAGUCGACAAUCUGAUGGACGGACCCAUAAUCUUCCGACUGCAAAUGAAGUAGCUGCUUUGAUAUCUGGCGAUUUUGUUUUGAAUAUGGAACCUCGAGAUAUUGUUCUUGAGAGUACAAGUGGAAAGUUGCAAAUGAUAAGUGAACUACAUCCGGCGUAUUUGCCUCUGCAAUAUCCACUGUUGUUUCCAUAUAGAGAGGAUGGCUUUCGAUUAAAUAUUCCUAUUGGUUUUGAGGAGAGCACUGCGAGAAAACGCAAAAAUGUAACUAUGCGUGAGUAUUUUGCCUUUCAGAUUUUAGAGAGGAGGUGGGAAGCACCAACAAUUACAAGAUCAGGUAGAUUGUUUCAUCAGUUCCUUGUGGACGCCUACACAAUGAUAGAAUCGAGUAGACUGCGGUACUUGUGGUUGAAUCAGAAAAAGCUACGGUCUAGCAGUUACGAUGCAAUCCAGAAAGCAGCUGCUAAAGGUGGAGCUAAGAUGGCUGAGCAAGGGAGCCGGAUUUUUAUUCCAGCAACUUUCACCGGAGGCAAAAGGUAUAUGAAGCAGCACUACUAUGAUGCCAUGGCUAUGUGCAAUGAAGACAGACCAGAAAUAUUGUGUAGAGUUUUCAAGAUAAAACUGGAUAAUCUUAUCAGUGAGUUGACAAAAAAGAACGGCUCCUUAUUUGGCCCUACUGCUGCAGUAAUGUACACGAUUGAGUUUCAGAAAAGAGGAAUGCCACACGCUCAUAUUCUUGUCUUCAUGGAAAAAGGAUCUAAAUUUCCAACAGCCGAUGAUAUAGAUAAGAUUAUUUCUGCGGAAAUACCAGACAAGACCGUAGAUCCAGACCUGUACGAAAUCGUUGGGGAAUGUAUGAUGCAUGGUCCUUGCGGUCCAGCAAAGAAGGAUAAUGUAUGUAUGGUCAACGGAAAAUGUUCUAAGAUGUUUCCGAAACGUCUCAACCCAACAACAACGAUUGACCCAAAUGGAUUUCCAGCGUACAUGCGUCGGAUUGAUGGUAGGUUCAUUGAGAAAAAUGGAAUCAGACUAGACAAUGGAUAUGUUGUACCAUACAACAGAGACCUCAUGCUCCGAUAUCGCGCGCAUAUGAAUGUCGAGUGGUGCGUCCAAACACGAGCUGUUAAGUAUCUUUUCAAAUAUAUUCAUAAGGGACCUGAUUAUGCCUCAGCUGCAAUGGAUAUGGAAGAUGAAGAUGGUGUCAUUGACGAAAUUAAAACAUAUUAUGACUGCAGAUAUAUUACGGCAUGCGAGUCUUCAUGGCGAAUUCUUGCUUUUCCUACACAUUUCCGUACUACUGCUGUAGAGAAACUUGGAUUUCAUCUUCCCGAUCAGGAGCUGGUGUUUUUUGAUGAAGAUGAACCUAUUGAGAGUAUUCUCAACAAAAAGACGGUCAACCAAUCCAUGUUUUUGGCCUGGUUUAUAGCAAACAGAAAAUAUCCAGAGGCAAGAGAGUUGACAUAUGCUGAAUUUCCAACUAAAUUUGUGUGGAAAUCAUCUACGAAAGAAUGGGUACCACGGAAACGAGGCUUUGCGAUAGGGAGGAUUGCGCAUAUUGAUCCAUCAGAUGCUUGCUUUGCGUUGGGAUUGAUGGAUGAUGACAAGGAAUUCAUUGAAGCUAUCAAAGAGGCUACUGACAAUAGUUCUGCCACGUAUGCCAGAAAGCUAUUUGCGAGAAUGUUGGUAUCCAAAACGAUAUCUCAGCCUCAUGUUGUCUGGGAAGCUACUUGGGAGUAUCUCACCGAAGAUAUCCUUUACAAGAAGCGCCGAGAAACUGGACGACCUGAUAUGAACUUGAGCAUAGAGCAGAUAAAAAAUAUUGCUCUUACUGAGAUCGAAAAUCAUUUACUCAGCAAUGGUCGUAGCCUCAAAAAAUGGCCUCUUAUGCCAAAGCCAGAAGAUUUUGCCUGUUACAAUGGAAAUCGCCUUAUAGAUGAUGAGCUUAAUUAUGUUGUGGAAGAUCAGCUAAAAGAAAAUGAAAGGCUUAUGGCGUUGAUAACAAAUGAGCAAAGAGUGGUAUACAACCAGAUUCUAGAUGCAGUUUUAAAUGAUACGGGUGGAGUGUUCUUUCUUUAUGGUUAUGGAGGCACAGGAAAAACUUUCGUAUACAGAGCACUCUCAUCAGCUAUCCGAUCUAGAGAUGCAGACGAUUUCAGUACCUGCAAGAAAAUGGAACCAGGAUCAGAUCGUGCAGAAUUAGUUAAAGCGGCAAAGUUAAUUGUAUGGGAUGAGGCGCCUAUGAUGAGCAGACACUGUUUCGAGACGUUGGAUCGUAGUAUGCGUGAUAUUAUAAGAUCUUCGGAAGACAAACCGUUUGGAGGUAAAGUUGUUGUUUUUGGUGGAGAUUUCAGACAGAUUUUACCGGUUAUCGUCGGAGGUGGUAGAGCAGAGACGGUUUUGGCGGCUCUGAAUUCGUCGUAUCUUUGGGACCACUGCAAAGUUUUGAAGUUAACAAAAAACAUGAGAUUGCUCGCUGGUCUUACUGAUGAUGCAGCAAACGAGCUUCAGUCGUUUUCAAACUGGAUUUUGGAUAUUGGAGAUGGAAAAAUAAAUUUGCCCAACGACGGUCAAGUUGAGAUUGACAUCUCUUCUGAUUUGCUGAUAGAAAAUGAUGGAGGAGAUCCUAUUGAUACUAUGGCAAAAGAGUUGCCAGGUGAAGAGAAGGUUUAUCUUAGCUCGGACAGUAUUAUCCCAUCCGAUGUUGACAUACAAGAAAAUGUAGUAUAUCCUGCAGAGUUUUUGAACAGUGUUAAAGUGGCUGGACUGCCUAGACAUUGUUUGAAGCUCAAGGUGGGUGCUCCUAUUAUGUGUCUCCGUAAUAUUGAUGUUGCAGAUGGCUUAUGUAAUGGUACUAGGCUAAUUGUUACUCAGUUACUGCCCCAUGUGAUUGAAGCUAGAGUUAUAACGGGAAACAAUAUUUCUGGAGACAAGGUUUGGAUCUCUAGAAUGUUUGUCACGCCACCUGACGCAAAGUUUCCCUUCAGAAUGCGUCGAAGACAGUUUCCGGUUACAUUGGCUUUUGCGAUGACCAUCAACAAAAGUCAAGGUCAAACACUGGAAAGAGUUGGUUUGUUCUUACCUAGGCCAGUAUUCUCUCAUGGUCAGCUCUAUGUUGCACUUUCAAGAGUUAAGUCAAGAUCGGGAUUAAAAAUCCUAAUAACUGGUAAAGAUUCAAAGCCGCAGACGAAAACAUUGAAUGUUGUCUACAAACAAGUUUUUCAAAAUAUUCCGUAA
Molecule: messenger RNA, 4659 nt
Organism: Raphanus sativus (radish)
Lineage: Eukaryota; Viridiplantae; Streptophyta; Magnoliopsida; Brassicales; Brassicaceae
Exons: 19
Coding region: 1-4659 (1552 amino acids)
Biological process (GO): telomere maintenance; DNA repair
Molecular function (GO): DNA helicase activity
Source: RefSeq, a predicted model, not a curated record